Messenger RNA from Macrosiphum euphorbiae (potato aphid), 405 nucleotides. NCBI's taxonomy places the organism in Eukaryota, Metazoa, Arthropoda, Insecta, Hemiptera, Aphididae. The record is from the annotation of a GenBank genome assembly.
AUGAAUUUCAAGAAAAAUCUAAUCUUGUUUCUCCCAUGUCUUAUAACUAAUAGUUCAUUGACCAAAAAUAACGAUCGUAAAAGAAAAAAUUAUUCACAAGAGAUGAAUAACAAGGCUGAUGAAGUGUUAACUUUAGUUGGAGAGAAACUUAAGUUUUCAAAUCCUGAAGAUACCCAUGAUGUUACUGGUAAAAAUAUUGCAGGAAAAUUACGAACUUUAGACCCCAUGAUGAGGAUUUAUGCAGAAAAAAUAAUCAAUGACGCCUUGUUCGAAUCCCAGUUGGGCACCUUAAAUAAAUAUGCACGUAUUGAAAUUCCGCAAAUACCAGAUCAAAACGCUCCAAAAUCAGCAGUCAAUUACAACUCAAUUACGAGUGAAAAAAACACUCACUCAACUAAACGCUAG